This is a messenger RNA of Echinops telfairi (small Madagascar hedgehog), 2648 nucleotides long. It is a transcript of the gene NRSN2, whose product is annotated as neurensin 2. The transcript is spliced from 2 exons. The coding region runs from base 7 to 624 and encodes 205 amino acids. The record is from RefSeq and is a predicted model, not a curated record. Gene Ontology annotation, biological process: nervous system development. Lineage: Eukaryota; Metazoa; Chordata; Mammalia; Afrosoricida; Tenrecidae. Gene Ontology annotation, cellular component: neuronal cell body; neuron projection; transport vesicle.
GGAUCCAUGAUGCUGAGCUGUGAUCGUUCCUGGCGCUGUAGCCGUAGCCCCGAAGUGGAAGAUGGCAAGUGGUAUGGGGUGCGAUCGUAUGUCCACCUCUUUUAUGAAGACUGUAUGGGUGCUGCCCUCAGCAAGGAUCCUGAGGGGCCCGCGGUCCUGUGCCCACGCCGCCGACCCUGGCCCUCGCUGUGCUGGAAGAUCAGCUUGUCCUCAGGGACCCUGCUCCUGCUGCUGGGUGCGGCGGCCCUGACCACUGGCUAUGCAGUGCCCCCCAAACUGGAGGGCAUCGGUGAGGGUGAGCUCCUGGUAUUAGACCAACGGGCAGCCGACUACAACCGAUCCCUGAGCACCUGCCGCCUGGCAGGCACGGUGCUCUGUGCAGCGGCCGGCGCCCUGCUGGCCAUCUGCCUGUGCUGGGCCUUGACGAGCUGGCUGAGCCGGGACUUCAAGGCAGAACCCUGGGACAUCGACACGCCUGGCCAGGUGGAAGUCUUUGGGAACGAGCCUGAGCAACAGCUGUCCCCGCUCUUCCGAGAUGCCAGCAACCAGUCAUGGUUCUCCCCAAACACCAGCCCCUUUGGGCCGUCCUCUGUGCAGACCAUCCAGCCUGGACGGGACUCCUGAGCUGCCCGCUCGGCCAGAGGAGGAGCUGGCUGAAGGGUCAGGGCUCUUCUUCCACGCCACAGCCGCCUUCCCAUGGUCACCCCAACUUCCUCUCUCAGCUGGGCCUCUGAAAGGCCUGAUUCCCGGUCAGGAAGUCUGGAGACCGAAUUUCCCAGUUCUAGAGCUCAUCCAAGAUGCUAGUCUUCCCCACAUCCUCUUAAAAGGUACCCCCUGCCUUUCUCAAGGCCAUACAGGGGGACAGAAAACAUCUUCCAUUUGGACCCCAAAUUCCCACCAUGUGACCUUGGACAGGUCCCUCAUGUCCCUCACUCUCAGACCCUCAGUUCCUACCUCGGUCCUAAGAGGGGCUCAGACCCUAUGUGCUCCCUCCAUGGGCAAGGGUCAGGGGUGGAGCAAGGGGCCUUUCUCUUUCUCCCAGAAUGCCUCAGAUGGGCCGGAAGGUACUCCCCACACCUUGCCCUCCAGGACCAUGUGAAACACCCCAAGUCAUCCCCCACAGCAUGUUCUCUAGGUGCGCAUGUCCCCAGCAUGCCAGAAUCCAUCCUAUCGGGGAUAGUUAUUGGCCCCAGAUUACAGAUACGGGGGUGGGGUGCGAUGUGUGUGCUUAGAAGUGAAGCGUCCAACUUCAUGCUACCAGGCAGGCUGCAGGGAAGCAACUCCACAUCUGCAGACCCUGGGUCAACUCUAGGUGCAGGUUUGGCCCAGAGAGCUUGGACAAGAUUUUCGACCUGGAUUUAAAUGUGUCUGUAAGAGCUGGAAGGCAGGAGAACUGGGAUGGCUUUGCGCUCCCCCCACCCCCUUUCACUCACAAACACGUCGGCCCAGACUGACAACUAAAGAGCCCUCGCAGGAGCUGAUUAAACACCUCUCCAGCCUGUAGGCUCCUGGCCAGAGGCACUACAUCCUCUCUACCUCUAGAGGGAGCGCCAAGCCAGCGGAAGAGGUGCGCUCAGGACCUUCCUCCCCAGCCCCCUCCGCUCCCCGCCCGCUGGAAGGGUCCUCAAUCCCCUUCUGGCCAGGCGGUACCGCCCUUGGGCCCCUUGCCCCUCCUCUCCAUGCCCACUCCCCGUUCAAUAAACCGUUGGGAUGGAUGUUGGUGCCGUGUUGCUUCUUUUCUCUGUGCCGGGCACUUACAUCGUCAGUUUCAUUAGCCAUAGCCCUUUCAGAAAGGGAUUCAUCUUAUUUUCGGAGUUCUUGGAUAGAGCAAACAGUUAGUGCUUGGCUACAAGCUGAAAGGUUGGCUGUUCACCGCCAUCCAGAGACCCCUCGGAUGAACACAUUCACUGCCAUCAAGUCAAUGCUGACUCAGAGUGCCCCCUGUGGGUUUCCAAAAUUGUAACUGAGUAGAAAGCCCCGGCUUUCGGUUUCGAACUGGCAACCUAAACGAUCGCAGAGCGUUCGGAUCACAGUCACAGAACCAGUACACCACCAGGGCUGAUAGCCCCACUCAGAUCAGAGGCCUAGAAAUCCUCUUUCAAAAACCCACCCGCUUGGGAAACCCACGUGCAACACAGACAGCCUCCUUCCGCUGCAAAGGGGCGCCACUAUCUGAUGAAUUUCACUUAUGUUGAGUUUUAUGCGAGACGUUAACAAUACAUAAUGUGAGGCCUUUGAUUCGAAACAAUAAUCAAAAAUUAAAGGCCGGGUUCUGUCCCUCAUUUGCUCCGAACAUUCCCACGGCCCCCACCUUCUAAACCAAACCAAACCAGUUCAUUGUCAUCGAGUGGAUUUUGACUCGUAACAAUCCCAGAGGGCAGGGUAGAACCGCCCGUCGUUUCUGAGGUUGUGACCCUUUAGGAGCCUAGAAAGCCUCAUCUUUCUCCCCUGGGUGCCUGGCGCUUUUGAACUCCAGACCAGGCUGUUAGCAGCCCAAUGCGUAACUGCUCCUCCCCCGCGCCCCCACCUUACUUAGAAUAAAACCCAAAAUCCUUGUCCGUGGUCCAGCUAUGGCUUUUUGGAGCUCUGCUGGUAUAGUGGUUAUGCGUUAGGCUGCGAUCCGAGAUGUCUGCAGUUCAAAGCCACCA